CGGCGCCUAGUUUCCGGUUAUGGCGACUUGCUGUUACAGUCCUAUCAAAUUGCUACAAGAAAAUACAGACGUCUCUUCGGCAUUGUGGACGGGUGCAAUAGUUUGAUGUGUUCUGGUCAUUUACCAUGUUGGUGCUGGUAGCAUUUGGCCUACUGCUUGGUGGUAUUGUGGUCGACAUGGAAGAGGAAAGUAACAUGGAAGGGUCGCCAGAUAAACAGUUAUUUAACUACAGCAGCAUUGCCCUACCAGAAGAACACAUUCCUUAUUUUUUGCACAAUAACAAGCACAUUGCCAACGUCUGUAAAGACGAUCUUCUUUGUCCAUUUAAAGAGUAUUUAAAGACAUCUAAAUCAUGCUGGGGUUAUGAGAAAGACUGUUUGCCAGAAAACAGAUUCAGCAACCCUGUGUGUUCCAGUUUGGAUUCAGGAUGGGCUAGUACAAUUCAAGCAGCAGAGGAUAUUUUCUGGAAGCAAGCUGACUUUGGCUAUGUACAAGAACGUCUGAAUGAAAUGAAAACCUUGUGUAAACCGAUCAAACCAGGAGAUUCUUCCCUCUCCUGUACCAGCUUCACCCGAUACUGCAGAGGAACAAACCUGUAUCUCGACCUCAGACAUCCGAGAAGAAGUCAUGACAGAUAUAAGGAGGAUUUUCUCCAAGCCGGUGAGAUUGGAGGGCACUGUCAACUUGACAAGAAGGCCCUCUUGUCCGAGGGAGAGCACAAGAGCCCACUGCAGUCUUGGUUUGCAGAACUGCAAACAUAUUCUGAACUGAACUUUCACCCUAUGGAUGAUGGCAAAUGUGACCUCAUUAUUGAAAAGCCAACCUUUUUCAUGAAAUUGGAUGCAGGGGUCAACAUGUAUCACCAUUUCUGUGAUUUUGUCAACCUUUAUAUAACUCAACACAUCAACAAUUCCUUUUCUACUGAUGUGAACAUUGUCAUGUGGGAUACAAGUGCUUAUGGAUAUGGGGACUUAUUUAAUGACACAUGGAAGGCCUUUACUGAUUAUGAAAUUAGACAUCUCAAAAGUUAUGACUCUAAAAGGGUGUGCUUCAGGGAUGCAGUUUUUGCGUUACUUCCACGGAUGAGAUAUGGUCUAUUUUACAACACACCACUAAUCUCUGACUGUCACAGUGCUGGGAUGUUCAGAGCAUUCUCCCAACAUGUCCUACAAAGAUUACAAAUCAUGCAGGAAGGGCCUAAGGAAGGGAAAAUACGAGUCACCUUUUUAGCACGUAGUACAGAAUACCGGAGGAUUUUAAAUCAGAAUGAGCUCUUAAAUGCACUGAAAACAGUGUCUUUCUUUGAAAUACAAGAAGUAGAUUACAAAUACAAGGACAUUGGAUUUUUAGAGCAGCUUAAAAUAACACACAACUCUGAUAUUUUUAUUGGCAUCCAUGGAGCUGGACUCACACAUCUGAUGUUUCUUCCUGACUGGGCUGUCAUUUUUGAACUAUAUAACUGUCUGGAUGAAUUCUGCUAUCUGGAUUUGGCUAGACUGCGAGGACUGCACUACGUGACUUGGCAGAAGAAGGACAAAGUUAUUCCUCAGGACAAGGGUCACCAUCCUACACUUGGAGAACAUCCUAAAUUCACAAACUACUUUUUUGAUGUGCAAGAGUUCAUGCGUCUCGUCCUUUUGGCAGCAGACCAUGUUCAGAAGCAUCCUAAGUGGCUCUUUAGGCAAAAACACGACGAGCUCUAAAGUGCGCAAGACAAGAAGGAGAAAGGUCCUGAAAUGUUCAAGUUGUAAGAAAAUAAGUGGGUGUUUUUGAAAUUAGGAACAACACACACACACACACACACACACACACACACACACACAUACUAGUAUACAUUAUAUAUGGUCAUAGAUACAGAUUUUUCACAGCUUUACAGAUGGUUAUUGAGGACUCAUUUUUAAUGGACCAUAAGAGUUCUGUAAAAUGAUGGCAAAGUCUCUUUAUUAUUGAGACAAUCCCAUUGUUUGGCAGUAUCUUACAGAAGUUUGCAUAGUGGCUCUCUAAUAUACAUAGCUGAUACAUAUCUUGCAGAAAUAGACCUGAAAUACUUGCAUUUGUAUUAUGUUUUGGAAAAUGUAAUUUUUAUGGAUUUAGAGAAUUUAAUGUAUACAUAUUUAUGUAUUGAAAAAGGAAUGCAUAACAUAUGAACUUUACUGUCCCUUCUUAAUCAACCCAAAGUUGUUUAAGAAUAUUCAUAACAUUUAUGACCAGAUUUACUCUCCACUCCAAAAACAGAACCACUUCUUGAUGGAAUAAAGGUAGUGUCAGUACAUUGCAGCAGAGAAUUAGUUUUAUAAUUUUUCUGGCACUUUGCAGACUACAGCAGAAAAAUUGCACUAUCUGGAAAAAAAAUAUUUUUCUUUAUUUCGUUUAAUAAUUAAAAAGUUAUACUUUAAAACACCUUAUUAUCCCCCUAUGAUAAGGAUACAUGGGUGGUGCUUGUACAUAUGUAUGUUACAUUUACAUAUCUAGUAACAAACAAUUGGGAUAAAACUAUUUAUCACAAAUUAUUUUAGGUAUCAUAAAAUUGGGAUGAAUUGUGCAAUCUCUCUAGAAUGUUAGCCAUUAUGAGAUUUAUGCACAACAUGAAGCUUUUGAACAUUUACUCAUUAGAUGUCAGUAAGCAUCAUAAUGCUAUGUUUGUCUCUUUAAUGGAAUGUUCUACAAUAGUAACAGGCAGGUGAUUCAUUCUGACUACUUAAUACAGUGAAAUUCUGUCUAAAAAGUUUUAUUUGAAAGGUUUAUAAUCAGGAAUAUGAUGCUGUUUCAGUUUAACUGAAAAGCAGUUCAUAUGUAGUCAUUUUUAAGACUUUCGGGAAAGCAAUGGACUUUUCUGGAUUAGCCGUUUAUGUGAAACAAGUGGAUCAGCGCAUGAUCAAACUAAAUAACCAGAAUUCAAGUUUAAAACCCUUUCCAUCCUUUCUUCAAGCAGCAUUGCAUUAUUUGCACAGAAACAAACAGAACUGUAUGCACCUCUGUAUUUUUUGCACACACUAUUUUAUUUACCCUUGCAUUCUUUAUAGAUAAAUUAAUAUGUUAGACACAAUGUUUAAAAUACAUUGCUUUACCAUUCCUAAAACUUGAACUGUACUCUAGUUUGGUAUUACACCAGCAAUAAUGUUUUCAGAUGAUUGCCUAGUAUAUAUGACUUGUGAGGUCCUGUUUGGGUGAUUAUCACUUCUCUCUUGAUCUUAUCCAGUAUAUUAAGGUGUGAUUUGUAUUGGUAUAUUUAUUUGUAUUUUAUGUUCAUAUUUAAAAGUUUAAAAUAUAUAUAAAAAAUAUUAUUGGUAAAGUUACUUUUGUAGCGCCUUUUGGCAAUUCUGAAAUAACGUGUAUUUUAAGGUGAUUUAUGAGGAUUCUUACAUGGACAAUUAGGUGGGAGCCUAUAUCACUGAUUGCUGAACGAAGUAUAUUGCCUUCUUUCCCAAUGCCCUCAUCUCGUUAACCAUGCUGAGGCUGCAAAUCGUUAGCCUGCUGAAACAGCUGAUCAGCUGCAGUUUCUUACUUGAACAAGUUAUCAUUUUCUUUGCAACCCAUGUAAAACAUUAUUUGAUUGUUAUUUAUUGGAAAUUGUUGUCCUGUAAUUAAAACAAAGACUUUCCACUAGAUGGUGCUGUCAUUCUAUCACCAGAGAAUAAGAACAGGUUUUAAAAUGCACUAAUGUAUAUGGAUUUUGUGAAACAAAUGGAACCCUAACCUGAGUUUUAUAUUUCAUACAGAAGGAUAAAGAUAGCUAGUUUUUUGGUUCGUGUUGAACUAAAAACAAUAGAGCACAUGAUGGACUUGUAAUAUAAUUUUCUAUCUAAAUGUGGGUCUUCAUUUAGGUAACUUGUUACUCAAGUUCCAGAUCUUUCAAUUAUAGUAACAUUUAUUUUGCUUCUAUACAAAUCCAAAUGUAUAUGAAGAUUUGUGAUUUAUUAGGUCACUAAAAUGUUAAUAGACCCUCAUAGUGUAUGUGAACUAUUAUUUUAUUUUGUGUCUGUAGUAAAAUUAGUAGAUUUUUUUUUUUGUUGUGGGUUAUUGAUUUUUUCUUUUUUUUUUUUACAGUACUGUUCAAUUUUUAAUGUAGUGUAUUUUGGAACUGACAGCAUGCAUUCUCUAAUGUAACCCUGUGAUAAAAACAUCGCAAUGCACACACUUUUACUCGUUUAUGAAAGGCUGUGGUGAAGACAGGCUUCAUUAUGUCUGGUAAAAGAUAACCCAUUUAUAAUUUAAAAGUCUGUAAACAUCUAAAGUGUUAGAUAAACCUACAGUGUAACCUGACAGAGAGUGAAUGUAGACAAUAAACCACUUGAUUGAUAAUCACAUUACACCACAACUCUCAUGCCCUUCCCUGGAAGGAAAUGUAUGCAGGUCUCAAUGUAAAAAUUAUUAAGGACAUAUUAGAUUUUUCAUAUCGUAUCACUUAACUAUCACAGUAUUAGUCAAAAUACUGGAUAGGGGUGAUUAAUUAUGCAUUUUUUCAGAGGUGAUUUCCUGUAAAGCAGACUAAUGCAUAGCACAGUAGCACACUAUAAUAAUAAAUUAAUAAUUUAUUAUGUGCUAUUUUUGCUACAGCAUGUCAGCUAAUGCAGAGUACACAAGAAUGGCGUUGGGUUCGGCCUUUGAGAGUCAUUAUUAUGUUUUGCGUGUUCUAUGCAUUAUGCAUUUGUUACUGCCUUUUCACAAGGAACUUUAAUUUUGUUUUAUGUCAUCGUUGCUGAGAAAGAAAUGUAAAGCAUUCUUCUUCAAAGUACUUUUAGUGAAGCCUUUGUCAUUUUUGUCAGGUCAUGACAACAACUUGCCCAAUAAAGUAUAUGAUUCAAAAUAUCCCUUAA
Acipenser ruthenus (sterlet) is the source of this 4817-nucleotide messenger RNA. RefSeq names its product EGF domain-specific O-linked N-acetylglucosamine transferase-like. Gene Ontology annotation, molecular function: protein N-acetylglucosaminyltransferase activity. Gene Ontology annotation, cellular component: endoplasmic reticulum lumen. NCBI's taxonomy places the organism in Eukaryota, Metazoa, Chordata, Actinopteri, Acipenseriformes, Acipenseridae. The transcript has 16 exons. Bases 126 to 1703 code for a protein of 525 amino acids. The record is from RefSeq and is a predicted model, not a curated record.